This is a messenger RNA of Cavenderia fasciculata, 1794 nucleotides long. RefSeq lists its product as uncharacterized. The transcript has 5 exons. Gene Ontology annotation, cellular component: catalytic step 2 spliceosome. Gene Ontology annotation, molecular function: protein binding. NCBI's taxonomy places the organism in Eukaryota, Evosea, Eumycetozoa, Acytosteliales, Cavenderiaceae. Gene Ontology annotation, biological process: mRNA splicing, via spliceosome. The record is from RefSeq and is a predicted model, not a curated record. The coding region runs from base 1 to 1794 and encodes 597 amino acids.
AUGUUAAACAAUAAUAAUAAUAAUAAUAAUAAUAAUAAUACGACAGAUCCAAAUACAUUGUUUACUGAUAUUGCAAGAUAUCGUAUGGGUAAUGAAUUGAGAAUAAGAGGUAGAUCAUAUUCAAAAAGAAAUAAUAAUAAUAACAAUAGUAAUAAUAAUAAUAAUAAUACGACCAAUAAUAGAAUCAACAACAAUGAUGAUCAUUUCGAUAGAGUAAAAGAUCAAUUAGUUUCAACUAUAUCAUUAGACUAUGUAAUACCUAGAAUACAGAAGGAUAAAUGUGCAUAUUGGUUAUCUUGGUCUCCCGAUAGUGCUUAUUUAGCGUUAGCAACUAAUGAUUCGGUCGAUAUAUUUGAUAGUAGUUCAGGUGAAUUAUUGUAUUGUUUAAAGCAUCAUACACAGGUGAUAUCGAUUGUGGAAUGGUUCCAUACGCCAUACUAUAAUAACAAGGAUCUACCAGAGCACGAAUCACUACCAUCAUACACUGGCAGAUUACCUCGAAAAUCAAGAUCAUCAUCCUCUCUUACAAGUCCCUACAACUCUUUUGUUACUUGUUCACUCGAUAAUACCAUCAAUGUCUAUAGAAACUUUAAACUUGUACAAACACUAACUCACCAUCAAGAUUGGUUAAAAUCAUUGGUAUUAUCACACGACGAUCAAUUAAUGUUGAGUGGAUGUGCAAGUAGUAAUAUUUGUGCAUAUGAUAUUCACGCUUCAAAGAUUCUUUUUGAUUUGGAAAAGGCACAUCCUCAUGAAGGAAGUGAGCUCAAUACUAUAAACACUCUAAAAUUCAAGCAUUCUGAUAGCAAUGUUUUCUUUUCUGGAGCUCGCUAUGGCACUGUGAGAGCAUGGGAUAUUCGUCAACCGCUCAAACCAAUCUUUAACAUUCAGGCACACAACAAACUCAAUUCUUUUCAUUUCACAAGAGACGAUCUAUAUCUCUUAACUGGUGGUCGUGAUGAUUGUCUCAGACUAUGGGAUCUUAGAAAUAUCUUUUCAGACAAUGAAUAUAAAACUCUACUCUCUACAGAAUCUAGUCAACUUUCAAAAAGAGGAAUAGUUCAAGAAUAUAAAGGUCAUAAAUGCUCUGGUUACAAUAUUGGAUCUGCAUUUAUUAAUAAUGAUCGACAAAUUGUUUCAGGGUCAGAGGAUAACUAUGUCUAUAUUUAUGAUACGCAGAGUGCAAAGUUAUUAAAGCGAAAUCUUAGUCACAAAUAUGCUGUUCAUUUGGUAUCAGCAUCACCGAUUAAAGAUGAUCUAAGAGUGGCUACUGCCGCUAUCGACUGUACCAGCAUUCAUGUAUACAGUCCACAACCAAAAGAGGAGCAAGAACCAACUCCAUCGAUCAGUUCCAAAUUUUUAGGAGCCCAAAAACCAACAGAUAAAGAAGUAUCUCAUAGAAUCAGUGUGAUCGAUUACGUCAAAAGAAUAUCACUCGAGAAAUUAAUGUUAAAAUAUGGUGAUGAAUUAUUUAAAUAUUAUCAUAAACAAGUUAAUCCUCAACAAAUUGAUCCAGAAUUUGAAGAAAUUUUUAAGGAAAUUGAACAAGAUUAUCAAUUAUUUACAAAAGAAAGUUUAAUGAUCGUUGCAGAAAUGUUAAAUAUCGAUGUUGGAGAUGAUCCUGAAAACCUACCACCAACAACUAUUUUAAGACUGCUAACAGAGGAAGUUGAUUUAAACCAAUUGGAAAAUGGUCGAACAAAUUACUCUAAUAAUAAUAAUAAUAAUAAUACUAAUAACGAUGAUGAUGAUGAUGAUGAUGAUAGUGAUGACAUUAGAGAGGAAGUAGAUUAA